This is a messenger RNA of Alternaria incomplexa, 915 nucleotides long. RefSeq lists its product as uncharacterized. Lineage: Eukaryota; Fungi; Ascomycota; Dothideomycetes; Pleosporales; Pleosporaceae. The transcript has a single exon. The coding region runs from base 1 to 915 and encodes 304 amino acids. The record is from RefSeq and is a predicted model, not a curated record.
AUGCUAUUAGCAAAACAUCCUACAUCCACAUCACCGUCCCCAUCCUUCUCUAUACUCGGACCGCGGAUAUCUCUCUGUACCCCACAACCAUACACCACUGGCGAACUCAUCAUCCUAUGUACAUGGCUCGGCGCCGCCCGAAAGCACAUCGACAAAUACAUCGCCGCCUACCGUACCAUCGCACCCAAUGCCAAGAUCCUACUCAUCCAAAGCGACGUAACAUCAGUCACGAGCUCCUACCCAGCACAACACAAAGCCAUCAUACCAGCCGUCGAAGUCGUGCGCUCUGUACUGAGUGACUGCACUUCCACAGCAUCUACCAACGUCCCUUCAUCCCCAACAGCAAACACCACCAAAACGCACACAACCCCGAAAAUCCUCAUCCACACCUUCUCAAACGGCGGUCCCAUCUCUGCUACCGCCCUCCUCCUCGCUCUCCGUGCCCAGACCUCCACACCCUUGCCCAUCACCGGUAUCAUCAUGGACUCUGGACCCGCAGCAGGAUACUACUGGAAAUCCUACAACGCUAUGAUUCUCUCUCUCCCACCAGGCCCCAUCCGCUCAGCUGGCUACGUUUUCGUCCACGGUAUCCUAAUCAUCUUGCGGGCGAGUGUGGCGUUGGGACGGUACGAACACCCUGAGGUGCUGGUUCGUCGGACACUGUUGGAUGAGAAGUUUGUUGCUGGGGUGGAGGAGGGGAAGAAGAGGAGGGUGUGUUACUUGUAUAGUAAAACUGAUCGGAUGACGGACUGGGAGGAUGUUGUUGCGCAUAAGAAGAUGGCGAGGGAGAAGGGGUGGGAUGUGGGAGAGGUGGUGUUUGAGGGGACGCCGCAUUGUGGGCAUUUUGUGGGUAAUGAGGGUGUUUAUGUUGGGCAGAUGGACAAGAUGUGGGAGGGUAAGACGUUUGGACAGUAA